Arvicola amphibius (Eurasian water vole) is the source of this 1546-nucleotide messenger RNA. It is a transcript of the gene Znf567, whose product is annotated as zinc finger protein 567. The transcript has a single exon. Gene Ontology annotation, biological process: regulation of transcription by RNA polymerase II. Lineage: Eukaryota; Metazoa; Chordata; Mammalia; Rodentia; Cricetidae. Gene Ontology annotation, molecular function: RNA polymerase II cis-regulatory region sequence-specific DNA binding; DNA-binding transcription factor activity, RNA polymerase II-specific. The record is from RefSeq and is a predicted model, not a curated record. Bases 5 to 1546 code for a protein of 513 amino acids.
UAGCAUGUAUCCUGUCAACCCCAAAGACCUACCUCCUGACUGUGACUCCUGCGGGGAUAUUUUAGAAAGUGUUCCAGAAUUAAUGCACAGUAAUCUAAGCCCUGCAAGGCAGAGACAGAAGGAGUAUGAUGGGUAUUUGAGACCAUGCCCAAAUUCUAUGCAAAAGACGGGACAUCCUGAAUUCAAAUUUCAUACUCCAAGUGGUAAGGCUUGCGGUCACAGUGUUGAACUCGGACAACAUGAGAAAGCAAGCGCUCCAGCACAGCCUUCUGGAUGUGAGGACUGGAAACAGUCCUCUCUUAGAAAGGGGAAUCCGUCUGUACAUAACCAAAGGAAAAGAACAACAGAUUCUAAAAAGAAGCAUAUCUGCAGAGAGUGUGGGAAGUCCUUCUGCAGGAAGUCAGUGCUGCUGCUGCACCUGGCGGUUCACACGAAGGAAAAGCCUCAUCAGUGCCCUCAGUGUGGAAAUGCAUUCAGAAGGCGGUCGUAUCUCAUUGACCACCAGAGGACUCACACCGGGGAGAAGCCCUUUGUUUGCAAUGAGUGUGGAAAGCCCUUCCGCCUGAAGACAGCCCUGACGGAUCACCAGAGGACACACACAGGGGAGAGGUCGUAUGAAUGUCCACAGUGUCAGGGUGCCUUCAGGUUGAAGUCCCACCUCAUCCGUCAUCAGAGGACUCACACGGGAGAAAAACCAUAUGAGUGUACUGACUGUGGGAAGGCCUUCCGCCAGAAGACAACACUCUCCCUCCAUCAGAGAAUUCACACAGGCGAGAAACCCUUUGUUUGUAAAGACUGUGGGAAAUCGUUCCACCAGAAAGCAAACCUCACUGUCCACCAGAGAACUCAUACAGGGGAGAAGCCCUACAUUUGUAAGGAAUGUGGGAAGUCGUUCUCUCAGAAAACAACACUUGCUCUUCAUGAGAAAACUCAUAGUGAGGAGAAGCCCUAUAUGUGUAAUGUCUGUGGGAAGACCUUCCGCCAGAAAACAACCCUUGUGGCCCAUCAGAGGACGCAUACCGGGGAGAAAUUGUAUGCGUGUCCUCGCUGUGGGAAGGCCUUUAGAAUGAAGUCGUACCUCGUUGACCAUCACAGAACCCACACAGGCGAAAGACCGUACGAAUGUGACAAGUGUGGGAAGUCCUUCAGUCAGAAGACCAAUCUCAACCUACACCAGAGGAUUCACACUGGAGAGAAACCCUAUGUUUGCAGCGAGUGUGGGAAGCCCUUUCGGCAAAAAGCAACGCUCAUCGCACACCAGAAGAUCCAUACGGGGCAGAAGUCCUAUGAGUGUCCGCAGUGUGGGAAAGCCUUCAGCAGGAAAGCCUACCUCAUUCAUCAUCAACGAACUCACACGGGGGAGAAGCCCUACCAAUGCGAUGACUGUGCAAAGUGCUUCCGCCAGAAGACAAACCUCAUUGUCCACCAGAGAACUCACACGGGGGAGAAGCCCUAUGUGUGUACCGACUGCGGCAAGUCCUUCAGCUACAAGAGAAACCUCCUUGUCCACCAGAGGCUUCAUAGGGAGAAUAGGGAAAUGGAAUAG